GCAUUAUUUAUUAUUAUUAUUUCAAAGGAUGAUUGGCAUUCUGAGCUGCUUUCGAUCCAUUAUUCAAUAGUUGUAAGAUUGUUUAUCACAACUAUGAAUUAAUCAGGAAGUACUUAAUAAACAUAUCUCAAAUUUCUACUUUUCUGUGCUUUUUAUUGCAACCAACUUCCUCAAAAGCACAAUCAAAUGACUUUCUGAGCUGUCAAUUUCUAUCUAUGAUCAAGAAUUUGUAGUUCUUUAGAAGUCAUUGAUCAGUGAUAACAUAAGAGACAGCUUCAUGAUGGGCAUAAAUGGCCCUCUAUUUUACACCAGCCUCCUGAUAUGUUGUCUUCUACCCUUCACAUUUCAGUUGUUAAUGACACCUUCAACAUUAGACCAGGAGAGCCUGGGAUGUGUACUUAAUGUAGAGCUAAAGACAGCCUUCUGCGGAAACAGUGGACUCAAUUCGAUUCCUCAAACUCUUUUUGAAGACAUCCUGCACUUUGAAUUAUUCAGAAACAACAUCACUUCUCUGUUAAGUUGGUCGUUUGAAAGAUAUCCUCUGAUUACUCGCUUGGACCUUUCUCGCAAUGAUAUCCGGGUAAUAGCAAAGACUGCCUUACAUCCUCUUGAACAUUUGAUGUACCUUGAUAUAUCCCAUAAUCCUCACCUUGUUCUUCCAGACGAAGGGCUUCUACGGUGGGCUAGGAAUCUUUCCACUCUAAACCUGUUCUCUUCAAACUUACAGGCUCUCCCCAAUCACGACAUCCUUAAGUGGAGUCCACGAUUAGAAUAUGUUAGACUUUACAAUAAUCAUCUCAAAUCCGUUCAUGUGGGAUCUUGCGGUACUUUAACCUCAUUAAUCCUGUCAGAUAAUAAAAUUGAGCAAAUAAAUCAAGAUACAUUCCAUCUUGAUUGCCACAUUGAUCUUUUAGAUCUACUAGGCAAUCCACUCCAGUCAGUUGACCCGGAAGUAGUGAAGUCAUUGCAUGUCAAUACUUUAAUUAUUGGUGACCAUCCCUUGACAUUCAAGUUCUUUAAAGAUUUGUUCUAUGGAGUUUCCCUUGGUGAAAUAGAUAAAAUUGUAAUAAUCAAUGCCUCUGUAAGUGGCUUUCCAAAUGAUUUCUUCAAGCCCUUACAUGACCACCCUCUUCGUCAUCUUGAAUUCUCAUAUGAUGAACUGGACAACCUGUAUCCUCAUGUCUUCUCCAACUUGACCCAGGUCUAUGAACUCUCAUUUGGGAAUGACUAUAUACCCAAGAUUGAACCGGACUACUUUGAAGGUAUGCAUGGCUUAAAAGUCUUGACUAUAGAAUAUAAUCAACUUAAAUAUAUCAACACUGAGAGUCAAAGCUGGAAGGUGGAUUUGACUGAACUUCACUUAGCUGGCAACAUGUUGACCAAAAUCACUCCACAUACAUUUUGGGGUCUAAAGAAUUUGACGUUCUUGGAUUUGAGUGACAAUGAUCGACUUGCUACCUUUAUGCUCAAAUCUUUCUCGGGUCUUGAUAAUCUUGAAGUCAUCAACUUGUCAGAAUGCAAUGUCUUUCAAAUGAGACUAUACACCCCGUCUCUAAGAUGGCUUUCAAUGAGCAAUAUAGUAGCCCCCUGGAGCCCUUUGGUGCCUGAAGAAACUUUUAGAGAAACAAAAUCACUUGUAAGUUUAGAUAUGCUUGAAUCAGAGCUCCGUGAUUACAAUCUGUGGAAUGCAGCAAUGAACGUAUCUAUUUUUGAUGGAUUAGUUAACCUUAAAACUCUAGAUCUGAGUGAUAAUACUGAUCUUGGGAAGAGUUUACCCAAGUACACCUUCAGAGAGCUCAGUGCACUGGAAGAACUGAGAAUAGAAUAUUGCCACAUUUCAACUGUUCACCACCUCACUUUUCAGGGAUUGGUGUCACUUCAGAAGCUCAGCUUAAGAGGGAAUAUCAUUCAAACUGUCCAUCCUAGGUUAUUUCAAGGAUUAGUACAAGUGACAAGCAUAAAUCUUAAAGGAAACAAACUAGAAUAUCUUGACAAAGGCAUAUUUUCAACCAAUGCAAAUCUGACCACUCUGUCAUUAGCUGAUAACAAACUGACAAGUCUGAACCAAAGUACAUUUCAACCUAUAAAAACAUCACUAUCAUCUCUUGAUCUUUCAGUCAAUCCAAUUAACUGUAUCUGUGACUUAUCAUGGCUCCUGAGUUGGCUAAGAAACUCUUUGAACCUGGUAAAUAAAGAAGAAACUAUCUGUUCAUUAGCAUCUUUAGAAGGGACUAAACAUAAACCUUUGCUUGACUUUGACAUAGAAAAAUUGUGUAGAAUUAACAUUAUUCUGUGUGUUGUACUUCCACUGGCGGCCAUUUGCUUGGUGGCAGGGGUCGGAUUUGUUUAUCACAAUCGAUGGCAGUUAAGGUUCAAACUUUAUCUGUUGAAAUUGGCUGCUCUCGGGUACAAAGAGAUCAGAGAUGCGCGAGACCACAACGAAUUUGAGUUUGACCUGAACAUCAUUUUCUACGACGACGAUGAAGAAUGGAUACGAGAACAUCUCCAACCGGCACUCGAGGAAAGACUUCCGCAGUUUGAGAGGAACGUGUUUGGUGACGAGGACCUUGUUCUUGGAAUGCACUAUUUGGAUUCAGUGGAUUAUGUUGUGAGUAGGAGUUACAAGACUUUGAUUGUGCUCAGCAGAGCUGCUGUUCGAGAUCGCUGGUUCAUGCUCAAGUUGCGAAUUGCAAUGGAUCAUGUCAGUGACACCCGCACUGAAUUCGUUGUUGCCAUCUUUCUGGAAGACAUCCCAGAUGAUGAGAUACCAUUUCUAGCUCGCUUGUAUCUCAGUGAUGGCAGACCUUAUCUCCAGUGGCCGAAUGAUGAAAGAGGACAGGAGUGUUUCUGGAAUGAAUUAUCCAAAGGCUUGACAAUCAAUCUAAGGACUAAUGAUUUGAUUCCAAAUGAGUAGACUGGAAUUCUCUCUUUGUUUCAAACAAGUUUGAUAUACAUUGCCAGUUUUACAAUGUACAUUACAUUAAACUUGUUCACUUCAUUUUAUACUGCGGGAGAAAACCUAUUCAAAAUUCAUCCACAUAAUUUUAAGAGCUUUCUUCUUUUAGUGAUUGAAAAUGAAGUUGUUUCACUUGGUAAACUGUCAAUCACUAUAGGACUAACUACAGUUGUCAAACUGAUAAGUCCACUUUUAAUGCAAGUCUAAUUUUGAUAAUAAAAACAGUAACAAAGAAUGCCAAGACUAUUAUACCUGAAUGUCAAUAAAAGAACUCUAGAACACUUGCUAUUUUAAACAGGAAUAAUCAGGGUUAUUUCUUUUUUCAUGGUCACGAUGUAGAUGGACUCACACACAAAAUGUAAUCUUGGGAUAAAUAAUAAUACAUGACCCACUAAUUGGGCCCUUUGGACAGCCUCUGACAGGCUUUUGAGCAUUAUUCCAGGUCUGCAGGUCAAAACAACCAUACCUGAGCAAAUAUUAAUGCAGGGCUUAUCAUUAAUAUAAUAUACUCCUAUGAUUUCAUGGACCAUAUAUCCUAGGAUGAAAUAAUGGUAAAUAAACUGAAAUCUACCAAUUUAUAACAAUAUUACAGGUUCACCCAAACUUUUGAAGGGGAGCAUAUGUCAGUAAACUAAAACAGGCCAUUUGGAGGAUUUUUUUUAUGAUAGAGGAAUAAGAGCCAAGACGUCUUAUUAUGAAAAUUUGUCCAUUAUGAUUGUGCACCUUAGCUAUUUAAUUGUACUGAGCAUCAACUCUGCUGACAAACAUUAAACCAAGCUCCAGAGUAUUUUGAUAAAUAAUGUCUGGAUAUAUAUACCCACCUAAGGACUUAGGUCAGCUGGGACCCUCUUUCCAUAUUAUUCACUGACUCGCAUAUCAGUUUAUGAUGUACAUUGACUGUGUAAGCUUCAAAAUACUAAUUCACAAUUUAAUUCAUUGAUGAGCAUCAUCAUCUUUUAACAUCUUUUAGGGGGCAUUUAGAUUAUAAUUUUUGUUCAUUCUAUAAUCAAUUGUACAUAAAUUAAUGAAUUAUAAGAGCUUUUGGGGCAGUAUUGGUAAAGCACAAUAUUAGAAUUGAGAUGAUACAUAUACAACGAUACAAAGGCACUAAACAGUUAUAUGUCUACAAAAAAGUUUAAUAUUUUAAGUUCAUCAUUUAGAACGAAAGCAUUAUGAAAUUUGAUAAUAAAACUGUCACAAUUAUGAAAGACAAGCACUAGAUUCUAUUAUUUUGAUAGAAGUAUUAUUGUUUGACAAUUUUGUGAGCAUCUCACACAGAUCAGUUUCUGGCCUCUCUGUCUCAUUAAACCAAAAUUUAACUAUUUUCCAUUAGAAUAAUGGAAGCCCCCCCCCCCCCUCCCCUACUAUAUAACCUCAUUAUUAAUAUCAAGAAAUGUCUUCAAAACAAAAGCAAUGUUUUCAGAACAAAGUAGAUCAGAAAGAAAUUUGAUUUCAUCAUAUAUUUUUAACCACUUGGAAAAACCUCUAUUGUAAUUACACCUCUUAAAGC
This is a messenger RNA of Lytechinus pictus (painted urchin), 4466 nucleotides long. Its product is annotated as slit homolog 2 protein-like. Gene Ontology annotation, cellular component: membrane. NCBI's taxonomy places the organism in Eukaryota, Metazoa, Echinodermata, Echinoidea, Temnopleuroida, Toxopneustidae. The transcript is spliced from 2 exons. The record is from RefSeq and is a predicted model, not a curated record. Gene Ontology annotation, biological process: immune response; toll-like receptor signaling pathway. Gene Ontology annotation, molecular function: protein binding; transmembrane signaling receptor activity. Bases 278 to 2914 code for a protein of 878 amino acids.